This is a messenger RNA of Photinus pyralis (common eastern firefly), 3622 nucleotides long. RefSeq names its product zinc finger protein 761-like. The transcript has 8 exons. Gene Ontology annotation, molecular function: protein binding. Gene Ontology annotation, biological process: regulation of immune system process; regulation of cytokine production; negative regulation of transcription by RNA polymerase II. NCBI's taxonomy places the organism in Eukaryota, Metazoa, Arthropoda, Insecta, Coleoptera, Lampyridae. The record is from RefSeq and is a predicted model, not a curated record. Bases 916 to 3432 code for a protein of 838 amino acids.
CAUUAACAAAGCUUACUAAAGCAAACAGAGUCGUCCCCUUGGUCGACAUUUAGGGUACCCUUAUUUGAAAGAAUACCCCAAACAUUUGAAGGGUUAAUUACCAAUCAAGACACUAUUUGACAAUGUGUGUCUGAAAACACCACUACAACCAGACAACCAAAUACCAAUAAACUCGUAAAUAUUUAUUGCUCGAUUUAUUGUUUAUGUAAUUUAUUCUUUCAUUAGUAACUAAUAUGCCUAUAAUCAUUGAUUAUACGCACUUAUAAUCAAUGAUAUAAUCAAAAGUUUACUGGUUUACUCAAGUAUUCAGCUUUUUCAGGUAAGUACAACAGCAAAAUGCGAAAAAGGGCGGGAUCACUUGGAUAUUUAAAAUAAAUCAUGUCAUUUGUCAUGCAGAAAUAGAAACAUCCCUAUUCCACGAUUUACGUAUUAUUUCUAUAUUAUUUCCUUAUGAUUUAUGUUAUGACAGCCAUAAUAUCAAAAAUAGUAUAGUGUAAACACAAAUCUAAAUGCUUGUUACUUAUCAUAUGACAAAUCACAUGAGAAGUAUGAUAGUGUAAAGGUACCUUAAAACAUAACUUAAAGUUUUGCAGCUACACAUUUAAAUUAGUUACGCGUAGGCAAAAGCAAAUUUUAAUAUGUCGCGGUUCAAAUAUUUGACUUAUCCUGUAUGUGUAACCACAAUUUUUGACAAUUGACAUUCCGUAUUGAUGUUUGUGACGUCACUUACGUCACCUCAACAUGAUUUGAUUUGUCUAAAUAACAAUUAAAAGCACAAUAAAUAACUGAAAAUUUAAACAUUACUGAGUGAUGGUUAAACCAAAACUGUGAAAAUCGGACAAGCCAAAUUAUGAAGCGACAAAUUAAAUACACUUGAAGAAAUUCCAUUGAGCCAUUAUCACAGAGAAGUCUACAAUGGCAGAAAUUCACAAAAUGACUUUUAUAUGCGACGAAAUGUCGACGGCUAUGUUCAGGAAGUUGUACGAACAGAAAAAGACGAGCCGCUUUUGUGAUCUGACACUUUACGUCAAUAAUAAAAUAGUAAGGGCCCACCGGAAUGUGCUGGCCUGUAGCUCUCCGUAUUUUAACUCAAUUUUAAAGCACCACACCAUAAUCAGAGAGCAGCUAAAUAUUACAUGUUUAGAUAGCGAAAUAUUUAACACAAUUAUUAAUUAUAUGUACACUGGGCAUAUUACGAUAGAACUUUCAAAUGUAGAAGAAUUAUUGAGGCUGGCUGACCAUUUCAUUUUAACAAAAAUUAUAGAAUAUUGCAUAGAGUUUUUAGGUGCAAAUUUAAAUGUGUCCAACUGCCUGUUUACCUACUACUUAUCGCAACGAUUUAAGUUGAAGCAUUUGUGCAAUAUCGUCGAGGGAUGGAUUAUAAAUCACCUGAACGAGAUAUGUGAUGGAAAAGAAAUUUUAAAUUUAAGCGUGAUAGAACUGCAAGACUUCCUGAAAAGUCGGGUGUUUAAUAUAUCGUCGUUCAAAGCUGUUAAUAUCAUUUCCGAGUGGAUCUUACGAAACACCAGAAUUAAGGAGAAAGAUUGUAUAAAGUUAUUAAACUGUGUUCAAUGGGCCAAUUUCGAACCAACCGAUAUAUUUAGGUAUCUCGAGUCGUUUACGAUAUUUUCCAAAAGCGAACUGUGCUUCUAUUACUUUCUAAGUUCGUUGUUUCAAAAUAGUCUACUAUUACCUAGCUUUCGAAAUAAGUACGACGAGUUGCACGUGAAAUACGGAUCGUCUCUGUUGAAUGACGAGAAGGGUAAUGACAGUGAGAAGUUGUCGGAUAAUAAAAUUGUAGUGACCGAGCCGAGCAAGUCUCUAAGAAACAACAGCAAGGCCGUGCUUGUAAAACCGAAAUUAAGAAAUCAAAAGCAACGACUUCUGAAACGAUUGCUUUUUUGUAGCUUGAAGCCCAGCCUGAGAGUGUUCUUGUUUAAACAUCAUAAGAUGCUUUUUGGUAACUGUGAUAAAAAUAGUGUAGAAGGUGGAGGCGACUCCUAUAUGUUUAAGUAUACUCAUUUGAUCAGUUUAGAUAACGAAUCGGAGAAGAAGACGUCUGUGAAAUGCCCCAUUUGUUUUACCAGUAUCAAUGAUCCUUUGCUAUUGGAACAACACCUCGCGUUGAGCCAUGCCAAGGAUGUUACGUAUAAAUGUGGCAUUUGUAUCUUCGUAUGUCAGUAUCAUGGCGAUUACUUGAACCAUAUGAAGAAUCAUUUCUCCGGCCCUCCAUACAAAUGUGAUUAUUGUGAUUUAACUACGGAUCAGAUAUCCAAGUUAAUAGCACAUCGUUCCAAGCAUCUAGACGAGUCUGUAUAUCAAUGUUCCUUUUGUUCCUUCAAGUGUAGAUUAAAACAGAAUUUUGUAUCUCACCUAAAAAUUCAUACCCCCGAGAAGCAAUUCAAAUGCGACAGCUGCACCAAAACGUUUAGGUAUAAGCACAAUUUAGAGAGUCACAAAGCGACUCAUGCAACUGAUAAAAAUUUAACAUGCGAGUCGUGCGGUUUUCAUACAAAGUUUCUUAGCCACAUGAUUGCUCACAAGAGGAUACAUGCAGCCGACAUCUAUAGAUGUUCAUAUCCUCACUGUAAAUAUUCAACAUCGAAAAAAAAUCAACUUCUAAGUCAUUCCAAGUCUCACAACGGGGUUAGGCCGCACUCCUGUGGGAUUUGCGGACGUGGUUUUAUGGAGAAGUCGCAUUUGGUCCGUCACGAGCGUAUACACUUGGAGGAAAAACCGUUUAAAUGUUCAAAUUGUGAUUACGCAAGCUCCAGGCGUGACAAACUCAAGGAGCAUUUCACCAGACAUCAUGGUGAAAACGCCUCCGCCAAAGUACCUUACAAAGCCCGCCCGAUGAGAAAUUGUGGCACGAAACCGAAACCCCAAACCACACAAGAAACUAGCGUUACGACAAACACCAAUUCCAUUACCUUUACACAAACCAACACGACCCCUUCGACGACUGCACCUCCUCAACCCAUUGGUACUGAGCUGCAAGACCUAAUUAUGCACCACCAAAAUCAUCCCACUUCCACAGCUAACAAUAUAUCGGGAAUUAAUACAAAUUACCACCACUUUGGAGAGUCGGGCGACUUUCAUAAUCACACGCACACGCAUAACAUACAACACCAAAUUUUAGCUUCCACCCACAACCAGAGGGCGGCACAACACCAAAACUCCACGGUCAACCACCACAUGCUCGCCAGAACCAAUCACACAAGCGCCACAUCGACCGCGGCCGCAGUGGCGGCUGCGAUGAUGUUAGACCCACGUUUCCAUCACAACUCAUCCGUUCCAUAUCAUCCCAGCACUACGCCGGCGUCAAUGGCCAUGGCCGCAGCCGUGCAGUCUUCUCAGCAACUGCAAAAUUCCGCCGGAACGCAACACACCGAAUAUCCGCCGACGUUACAAAAUUGUAUGACAUUAUUUUAAAAACGUUGAACGUUGUUUUUUUUGUCAAUAGUAUAUUUAACGUUGAUUCAUUUAGUUGUUCCUGUUUUAUUUCUUCUCGUUGGGUUUUUUUUUAUUACAAUGUGUUUAAUUUAUGAAAUGAUGGAGCUUUUGUUCGUUAGUUUUUUAGAGAGCGAUCAUUUUAUAAAUAAAGAUACUACCGUUUAUUCUA